Messenger RNA from Acanthisitta chloris (rifleman), 1586 nucleotides. RefSeq names its product SWI/SNF related, matrix associated, actin dependent regulator of chromatin, subfamily d, member 3 (gene SMARCD3). The annotation marks the transcript as partial. Lineage: Eukaryota; Metazoa; Chordata; Aves; Passeriformes; Acanthisittidae. The record is from RefSeq and is a predicted model, not a curated record. Gene Ontology annotation, biological process: regulation of transcription by RNA polymerase II. The transcript is spliced from 10 exons. Gene Ontology annotation, cellular component: SWI/SNF complex; nucleus.
UGCUUGGAUAUUCCUUGCUUCCUUCUCAGAUCCGGGAGCUGGUUCCUGAGUCCCAGGCCUACAUGGAUCUCUUGGCCUUUGAACGCAAACUAGACCAGACCAUUAUGCGGAAGCGCGUGGAUAUCCAGGAAGCGCUGAAGAGGCCAAUGAAGCAAAAGAGGAAACUGAGACUCUACAUCUCCAACACAUUUAACCCUGCAAAAUCGGACGCUGAUGACUCCGACGGCAGCAUUGCGUCAUGGGAGCUGCGCGUGGAGGGGAAGCUCCUGGAUGAUCUCAGCAAACAGAAACGGAAGUUUUCAUCUUUUUUUAAGAGUUUGGUUAUUGAACUGGACAAAGAUCUUUAUGGACCUGACAACCAUCUUGUGGAGUGGCACAGAACUCCCACAACGCAGGAGACAGAUGGCUUCCAGGUGAAGAGACCUGGGGACGUCAGUGUGCGAUGCACAUUGCUCCUCAUGUUGGACUACCAGCCCCCCCAGUUCAAACUGGACCCGCGGCUGGCCCGUCUGCUGGGGAUCCACACGCAGACACGCUCGGCCAUCAUCCAGGCUCUCUGGCAGUACAUCAAGACAAACAAGCUGCAAGACUCACAUGAUAAAGAAUAUAUUAACUGCGACAAGUACUUCCAGCAGAUCUUUGACUGUCCACGGCUAAAGUUUUCUGAAAUUCCUCAGAGACUCACUAACCUACUGCUGCCACCAGACCCAAUAGUGAUAAACCACAUCAUCAGUGUUGAUCCCAACGAUCAGAAGAAGACGGCAUGUUAUGACAUAGAUGUAGAAGUUGAAGACCCAUUAAAGGGCCAGAUGAGUAGUUUUCUUCUCUCAACAGCUAACCAGCAGGAGAUUACAGCAUUGGACAACAAGAUUCAUGAAACAAUUGAGUCCAUAAAUCAGCUAAAAAUACAACGUGAUUUCAUGCUGAGUUUCUCCAAAGAUCCCAAAGGAUACAUCCAAGACCUUCUGCGCUCCCAAAGUAGGGAUCUCAAGGUGAUGACUGAUGUAGUUGGAAACCCAGAGGAAGAACGCAGAGCUGAAUUUUAUCAUGAGCCAUGGUCUCAAGAGGCUGUGAGCAGAUAUUUCUACUGCAAGAUCCAGCAGCGCCGACAGGAAUUGGAACAAUCUCUGGGAGUGCGCAACACAUAAGUACUGCUCACAAGAUCCCAUUGGCAUCAUGACCACCAAACCAGUGGACUUUUCAGUGUUACUUAGCUCACUGUUACACAUGGACCUGCUUCCUGACUGGAUGAGAAUGUACCAUCAACACACCAGUCAAAACACCAGCUUUAGAGUGACCCUUGAAAAUCUUGCCCAUGGUGGGUGUCUCAGACCAUUCCAGGCCAGAGACAGCACCACACAAGUGUCAGUGUGAAAGAAGACUAAAGGUUCAUUCAUCAGUGCACAUCGUUAAGUUUUAGUGGAAAGUUCAGACACUGCACAGCAGAUCCUAAUGGGCUAUGCUUAAGAGUGGCACUGAUGGGGGAGGCUGAGAUAGGUGUUCUAGGAGAAUACAGAUUUAGAGGAAUAAAUGCAGUUCUCAUCCUAUGGUACCCAAGAGUCUCAAAUAGUAACUUCUCUGGAAUU